UCUAGUAAUAACAGCCGCAUUUUCUUUUCCUCGCUUUCUCUCUCAAAAAGCAAUAAACCCCCCUUCGAUUUUUUCUUUUUUCUCAAUGGUCUCCAAAAACCCAAACCCCUCAGAGGGCUUCUACUUGGAUCCCCCUGGCAUGGCGCUUCCUGGCCUUGGCCCCUUCGCCUCCGUCACCGCCGCUGCGACUACCACCACCGCCUCCAACGCUAAUUCAUCGGACGACCCUUCGAAGAAGAUCCGUAAGCCGUACACUAUAACCAAGUCCAGGGAGAGCUGGAGCGAGCCCGAGCACGACAAAUUCCUCGAAGCCCUCCAACUUUUUGACCGUGACUGGAAAAAGAUUGAAGCAUUUGUUGGAUCAAAGACAGUUAUACAGAUACGCAGCCAUGCACAGAAAUACUUUCUAAAAGUUCAGAAGAGUGGAGCAAAUGAACAUCUACCUCCGCCCAGGCCAAAAAGAAAGGCUGCCCAUCCAUAUCCUCAGAAAGCUUCCAAAAAUGCUCUGAUACACUCUCAAAUAUCAGGAUCCUUUCAAUCUUCAUCUCCUAUGGUUGAACCUGCAUAUAUGAUAAAGCCUGAUCCCUCAGCAAUGAUCAAAACUCCAGUCACUAAUGCUGCAGUGUCUUCAUGGUCAAACAACACUUUGCAGACAACCAAUUUACUGCAUGGUCCCAGAAUGAAUAAUAGUUGCAGUAGCAGUGAAAGCACUCAGAGAGCACGGCCAAUUGGUGUAUCUACUGGUCAAGGGAAUAACAGUCAUUCAUUGAGAGUUCUGCCAGACUUUGCUCAAGUAUACAAGUUCAUUGGCAGUGUAUUUGACCCAAAAGCUGCUGGGCAUCUGCAGAAACUAAAAAAGAUGGACCCUAUAGAUGUCGAGACGGUACUACUAUUGAUGAGAAACCUGUCUAUCAAUUUAGCAAGCCCAGAUUUUGAGGAUCAUAGAAGGUUGCUCUCUUCUUAUGAGGCGGAACCAGAGACAAUGUAGGCAUGCAGCUAUCUCAAUGCGGAAGGACCGGAUGCAGCAAGCAGUUGAAGAGUGCUAUACUUCAACGGAGGUGGUGAAGUCAGGAAAUGUCUCCCUUUUCUCUGCUAUGACUUGCAUUGUCAAUGGUUGUCCAUGAUUAUUGCAGGAUGAGGUAAAAGUAUGCCAGGGAAGGGCAACAGGCUGAGAGGGUACAGCUUCAGUCAAUUAUGAUACCGCUUUAUUUGUAAUUGCUGCUGCUGCUCAACUCAGCUAACCCAGGCCUUUAUUCUCCAUUCAUUUUCCUGCCAUACUGUACAUAAUAAAAAUAUAAAACUGCAUUACAAGAAUAAUAAUGUUGCGAGAAUGUAUAGUCUAUAUAGUAUUGUGUAGGUCUGUACAGUUCCAAAUCUUUUAAUUUUUUUUGGACUAGUACAGUACCAAUUCUGUGUAUGAGCUUACCAUACUUAAAAUACCCUCUCUGUGAGGGAAGUUAUGUUGCAAACUUAA
This is a messenger RNA of Prosopis cineraria, 1474 nucleotides long. Its product is annotated as protein REVEILLE 6. Gene Ontology annotation, molecular function: DNA binding. NCBI's taxonomy places the organism in Eukaryota, Viridiplantae, Streptophyta, Magnoliopsida, Fabales, Fabaceae. The transcript has 8 exons. The record is from RefSeq and is a predicted model, not a curated record. Bases 86 to 988 code for a protein of 300 amino acids.